UCCAGUGCAGUGCCAGGGCGACUAGUCCUCUAGGAGCUGCAGUCUCCGGGCCUCUCCAGCCCCAGCACCGGCGCGCCUGCCACUCUCGCCGAGUCCCGCGCAUCACCGCGCACCUGCCUCUGCUGCUGCACGCCGGCCGCUGCCUGCCGCUCUGCUGCCUCCCGCUCUGCUGCCUUCCCGCUUCUGCCCCAGAGGAGUUCGCAGCCUGUCCGGGGCCGCAGUACCUGAGAGCAGAUGGAGCUGGACCAUAUGACGACCGGCGGCCUCCACGCCUACCCUGCCCAGCGGGGCGGGCCGGCAGCCAAGCCCAAUGUGAUCCUGCAGAUCGGUAAGUGUCGAGCCGAGAUGCUGGAGCAUGUGCGGAGGACCCAUCGGCACCUGCUGACCGAAGUGUCCAAGCAGGUGGAGCGAGAGCUGAAAGGGUUGCACAGGUCGGUGGGCAAGCUGGAGAACAACUUGGACGGCUACGUGCCCACCGGCGACUCACAGCGCUGGAAGAAGUCCAUCAAGGCCUGUCUGUGCCGCUGUCAGGAGACCAUUGCCAACCUGGAGCGCUGGGUCAAGCGUGAGAUGCACGUGUGGAGGGAGGUCUUCUACCGCCUGGAGCGGUGGGCCGACCGCCUGGAGUCCAUGGGCGGCAAGUAUCCAGUGGGCAGCGAGCCGGCUCGCCACACUGUCUCCGUAGGUGUCGGGGGUCCAGAGCCCUACUGUCAGGAAGCCGAUGGCUAUGACUACACUGUUAGCCCCUAUGCCAUCACCCCGCCACCUGCUGCUGGAGAGCUGCCUGAUCAGGAGUCAGUGGAGGCCCAGCAAUACCAGUCUUGGGGGUCAGGUGAGGAUGGGCAACCACGCCCUGAUGUGGAUACGCAGAUCUUCGAGGACCCGCGGGAGUUCCUGAGCCACCUGGAAGAGUACCUGCGGCAGGUGGGCGGCUCUGAAGAAUAUUGGCUGUCCCAGAUCCAGAACCACAUGAACGGGCCGGCCAAGAAGUGGUGGGAGUUCAAGCAGGGCUCCGUGAAAAACUGGGUGGAAUUCAAGAAGGAGUUUCUGCAGUACAGCGAGGGCACGCUCUCCCGGGAAGCCAUCCAGCGGGAGCUGGACUUGCCGCAGAAGCAGGGUGAGCCGCUGGACCAGUUCCUGUGGCGCAAGCGGGACCUGUACCAGACACUGUAUGUGGACGCUGAGGAAGAGGAGAUCAUCCAGUAUGUGGUGGGCACCCUGCAGCCCAAGCUGAAGCGCUUUCUUCGACACCCACUGCCGAAGACUCUGGAGCAGCUCAUCCAGAGGGGCAUGGAGGUUCAGGACGGGCUGGAGCAGGCGGCGGAGCCUUCUGGCACCCCGCUGCCCACAGAAGAUGAGACUGAGGCCCUCACACCUGCCCUUACCAGCGAGUCAGUAGCCAGUGACAGGACCCAGCCUGAAUAGAGGGCCAGCCCAGGGUCCCUCCCCAGCCUGCCUGCUCCACCCAGCCUGUGGUCUUUGCCACCUGGGACUUGAGCUGGGGCUGACUCCCAAUGGGUGUCCUGUCCAGCCUGACAUCUACUCCCCCCUGGCCUGACUUACAUACAACUGCCACACGACCAUGCUACAUGGACCGAACAUCGAGAAGCCCCUCUCCCACAGGGCUCCCACCCCUCACCUGUCUGCCCUCGCCCUGGCCCCAGCCCCACUGGCCCUCCCGUCUCCUUCUCAGUCCAUCACAGAACACCCUUAGCUUCCUCGUUCUGCGCCAGUGCCCGUGUCCCUUGGGAAAUCAGGAAACAGGUGUCUGGAAGGCGAAGAGCAGCAGGCACCACACCCAGGGGCACACCCAGGCACCACACCCAGGGGCACACCCAGGGGCACACCCAGGCACCACACCCAGGGGCACACCCAGGCACCACACCCAGGGAACCCAGGGCAGCAGCUCGAGGACAAUCAGUGCCAAGAGAACCUCAGCCUUCAGGGAUGCCGCCCGCUCCUGCAGACACAGCAGACCCAGCCGGUGCCCUGGCUGCCUCCCAAGGCAACUGGCCGGCCGUGGGCAGCGCAGCUCCCCUCACCGGGCUGAGCCACAAUGCAGCUGAAGCAGCAGACCUGACAUCAUGGAACUUCCUGGCCCCCAGCAGUGACUCAUACCAGCCAAGAAAAGCAAAGCUCAGCUCCGUGACUCAGCCGUGGCAAGUGGAGGGUCCCAGAGGGGCUGAGUCCUCACAGCCAGCUGAGGCAGCAGCUGGCACCUUCAGAGCCAGGAGAAUGAUAUCAGGUCUCAAGGCUGCUGAGAAGUCUUCCUUGCCAUGCCUGGAAUUGGCACACCACAGUGCCGGCGCCGGCCCCGCCUCUCCUGAAGCUGCCUGCACAGAAGUUACAAGACACUUUCAGGGCAGAGAAAACAGGAUUACAGAGAGGAGGCGCCUGGCAGAGGGCAGCACCCCAAAUCAGCCUGAGAGCUGGAGUGAAGCCAGGCCAGCGUGAAGCUAGGGUGAUGCCCACCCCGCUGGCCUCUAGCUGCCCGCCAUGAGCCACUGCAGCUUGAGCAGGGUCUGUGCUCCUAGCCCUCUUAGCACAGAACCCAGCUCGCUGCGUGGCCAUUGGCCGCCUCGCCGGAACCUUGCAGGAGUCUUAAGGCUUGGGCCCCAGCCCAGCCCAGCCUUUCCUCCUGUGUCCUACCUGGUGGUCCAAGCCCAGUCCCAGGAGACCCCAGGCCUUGGCCCCGGGGCUGUACCAGGCACUCCCCUGUCCCGCCCUGCUGCUGCCCAGCUGAGCCUCACCCAGGCCCCGGCACCACUGCCCCGUGCUGGUGGCUGCUCGUGUCUGCAGUCUGAGCAGGCCUUGUUGAGGUUCCUCUGUCUGCCUGGUCCACUGGUGUUCUGGGACCAGUUCCCCUGAAGUUCUGACAGAUCCUCUGCCCCAUGCCCCUGCCAGCCCCCACGGCUUUAUUUUUGCACAAAAGCCACUGGCUGGCACAGGGUGUAGGGAAGCCCUGGGAACCAGGGAGACCCUGGAGAUUUCAAGAGAGUAUGGCUACCCCCUAUUCCCACCAAGCCUUGAAAAUCCAGCCAGGCCAUCUGUCCAUACCAUCUUACCUCGAAGACAGACUUUUAUAUAGAUAUAUACACAUAUAUAAGAUUUUGUUAAUAAAACCAUGGAACUUC
Messenger RNA from Mesocricetus auratus (golden hamster), 3134 nucleotides. It is a transcript of the gene Arc, whose product is annotated as activity regulated cytoskeleton associated protein. The coding region runs from base 235 to 1425 and encodes 396 amino acids. Lineage: Eukaryota; Metazoa; Chordata; Mammalia; Rodentia; Cricetidae. Gene Ontology annotation, molecular function: mRNA binding. The record is from RefSeq and is a predicted model, not a curated record. The transcript has 3 exons. Gene Ontology annotation, biological process: modulation of chemical synaptic transmission; positive regulation of AMPA receptor activity.